AUGUUUUCCCUAAGGACAGCGCAGCCCACGCAAUCUUUCCUCCGUCGCGCUGCGGUGACAGCUCCCUCCGUCCGCUCCUCCCUGGCAGCAAGAUCAUUUGCUAGCGUUCAGUCGGACAUCUUCAAGCCGACUAAGUAUGGUGGCAAAUACACUGUGACGCUUAUUCCAGGUGAUGGAAUCGGUGCUGAAGUUGCUGAAUCGGUCAAGACCAUUUUUAAAGCCGAUAAUGUGCCCAUUGAGUGGGAGCAGGUAGAUGUCAGUGGUGUUGAUGCGGGUAACAAGCAUUCGGAAGAACUUUUCAAGGAAUCUAUCGCGUCCCUUCGCCGCAACAAGCUGGGUCUCAAGGGUAUCCUCUUCACUCCGGUUGAGCGCUCGGGCCACCAAUCAUUCAACGUUGCUCUCCGACAGGAGCUUGAUAUCUUUGCCUCGAUUGUUCUGAUUAAAAAUAUCCCGGGCUACAAGACACGCCAUGAGAAUGUCGACCUUUGCAUCAUCCGUGAGAAUACUGAGGGAGAAUACUCUGGCCUUGAACAUCAGUCUGUCCAAGGUGUCGUCGAGUCGCUGAAAAUCAUCACUCGUGCCAAAUCUGAGCGUAUCUCUAAAUUUGCUUUUGGCUUUGCCCUGGCAAAUAACAGGAAGAAGGUUACCUGCAUUCACAAGGCGAACAUCAUGAAAUUGGCCGACGGUCUGUUCCGUAGCACUUUCCACAAGGUUGCCGAAAAUUAUCCGACUCUGGAGGUCAACGAUAUGAUCGUUGACAAUGCCUCUAUGCAGGCCGUGUCCCGGCCCCAGCAGUUCGACGUCAUGGUCAUGCCCAAUCUGUACGGCGGGAUCCUUUCCAAUGUCGGGGCAGCCCUUGUUGGUGGACCAGGCGUUGUCCCUGGCUGCAACAUGGGUCGCGACGUUGCUGUGUUUGAACCCGGCUGCCGUCACGUCGGGCUUGAUAUCAAGGGCAAGGACCAGGCGAAUCCCAGUGCUAUGAUCCUCUCUGGGUCUAUGCUCCUGCGUCAUCUCGGCUUGGAUGACCACGCAAAUAGAAUUUCCAAGGCUGUGUACGAUGUCAUCGGUGAAGGUAAAACGAGAACCCGUGACAUGGGUGGACAGGCCACCACCCAUGAGUUCACCAGGGCCGUUCUGGACAAGAUGGAGGCUGCCCUGUAA
Molecule: messenger RNA, 1161 nt
Organism: Aspergillus pseudonomiae
Lineage: Eukaryota; Fungi; Ascomycota; Eurotiomycetes; Eurotiales; Aspergillaceae
Product: isocitrate dehydrogenase (NAD(+)) IDH1
Exons: 5
Coding region: 1-1161 (386 amino acids)
Biological process (GO): isocitrate metabolic process; tricarboxylic acid cycle
Cellular component (GO): mitochondrion
Molecular function (GO): NAD binding; magnesium ion binding; isocitrate dehydrogenase (NAD+) activity
Source: RefSeq, a predicted model, not a curated record